Marchantia polymorpha subsp. ruderalis is the source of this 3377-nucleotide messenger RNA. The record is from the annotation of a GenBank genome assembly. Lineage: Eukaryota; Viridiplantae; Streptophyta; Marchantiopsida; Marchantiales; Marchantiaceae.
GAUCCCGUGUAGUACUUACUCAUUCUCUCAGAGCUUUGUCAUGAGAAAGGACGAUCACGAAUUAGAAGGCAAAAGCUGCAGAUUUUGCAUCCACUUUAAAUGAACAAGCAAAAGAGGUUGUUCUCACCUCUGGCUUCUUCAUCUCUGGGACACACAAGAAGGGUGCAGUUAUUCUCUGGUUAUUAGUUAUUCCACGAGCACGAAUGAAAAGGAUUGAAACUCAGCUUCGAUUCAAGGGGCGAUUGUCUGGUCAGUAGAGGGGCAUCAUCAUUACGGAACAAUUGAAGCUCCAACGUGAUCACGAUGACCGUCAUCAUCCGUCAUCGUGACCCCUACAUACCCGGAGUAGUCUAGACUUGAACUUAUCGGAGUGACUGGAGUGGUGUGGACUAGGUGCCACAAGUGAACAUUAUGACUCCUGUCAAGCUGUACCGCCGCCUGCUUUCUAGCUUCAUGAAAUUCCUUUGAUUGGACCGGUGGUGUCAAUCAAAAUUCUUUCAUCUCUCGUCUGAUCGAUUGUGGACUCCACACGCUAUUUUCUGCAGCAGGCCUGUUCGGAACCGAUUUCGAGAUUCUGGAGGUCACAGUCGACAAUUAUUACGGCUGCAGGUGUUGAGCCCAAGGUGGAUUUGUGCGAAAUUGGUGAAAUCAUCUGAGAACUUUCGAUGAUCUUCACCGUGAAGACUUGCAGCUCAAGACUUGAGGAAUUUAGCCGCCCAUGUGAGCAAAGUCUGAGCAUCCAUUGGGUAUGUUAGGUCAGUGAGGACAGGAAAGACGAUCUUGAGAAAGGGCUAUGUGCUCCAUAAUUUUAUUGCUGGUUGACGAGAAAUGCUAUGAAGAAGGAUUGGUGUCUGUGAGUCUAUUGCAUGCGUGCUCCGCCUCCACGAGAUUUGGCUGAGCUGCUAGGAGCUCAUGCUAAAAGGGUUUUAUGGUGGGAAUUGGAGAAGAGUUUCUUUGAGUAAAUACUUCAUACCCGAGUUUCUCAACUUCGUAAACAUGGAGAAUGCUUGGAAGUCGGGGAAAUUGAACGCUGGAAGAGGUAUGCCGGCUGUUGCUGGUGUUCCUUCUUCUGGAACAAAGAGCAAUAGCAAUGUCGGGAUGGGGGUACAGGGUACGAGUCCUGCAACAGGCCCAGCACAGAAAAGGGGAUCUUUUGGAGGUGGUGGUGCAAGCAGAAGUCGUCUUCCUGUAAAUAAUGGAGGAUUUGAAUUCCAGUUCGGAACGGUUGACCACUGUUCUCAAGCUGACAGCGAUAUUCCGGGUACACAAGCAUUCGUUUCACCUGAAAACAAGGUUGCAUUCCAAGAUCUUAAUGGUCAGACUAUGGAGCUCAUGAAGGACAUGGCAGAGCAGGUGGACAAAAGUGAUCAGCGAAUGGGCCAGUCCUCUCAGAAAGCAGGACUUGAAAAACCUUAUCCUCCCAUCCGAACGAUGGACCAAGUUGAUCAGCAGGCUGGGCCCUCCUGGCGGAAAGAGGGAUCUGUGUAUGAUAGUUCUACCAACCAAAUCGUGGACGAAAGAAUGACCGCUGCUCAGCCACCUGAAGUCUUUCACCCUCCGGCCCAGAGACAGCCCUGGGUAGCAUCAGUAGACAAGAGCAAUGAGCAGAUCACCUCCAGUUUCGAUGACUUCCCGGCAUUAGGAAGCACAGUGGUGGGGGGUGGUGGAAAACGGACAAAGCCUCGAAACCAAGUUGUAGAGCCAUCCAAGAGUGAAAGAGUGAUCGAGGCAGCCGAAUAUUCAGGGAGAUCAGAGGUACGUGCCUGGGGCUCCGAACGGACCGAGCCAGAAAGAGCUGUGCAGAGCAAUUUCAAGCUAGGCAGCGGACGUGGAGGAGGAAAUUGGCGUGAAAGUGGUGGUGUAGGGAAGGAUCUCAUCAAUUCUCUCGGCCGUACUAUGGCAAAAAUACUGAGACACCAAGCUGUGGAACUGAAACUCGAUAUGAGGAACGAUGGUUACGUCGAUGUAAAGCAGCUGCUCAGUUUAAGCAUGAGAACAGCAUCAGGUCAACCAAUGAGUUCCCACACCGUGGAUGAUGUUCGAGAGGCAGUCAAGCUGGAUUCUAAGCAACGAUUUGGAAUCAAGGAGGAAGCCGGCGUUUUGUUGAUCAGAGCAAAUCAAGGGCAUUCAAUUAAGAGGGUUGAGACAGAGCAACUCUUGAAGCCCAUGCUUACAGCAGAGGAAGUUCCUGCUUGCGUACAUGGCACAUAUAGGAGACAUUUGCCGUCAAUACGCAAGGAGGGCUUGAAACGAAUGAACCGUAAUCAUGUCCACUUUGCAAUGGGGCUUUCACCGGAUGACGGUGUAGUCAGCGGCAUGAGAAGUACUUCCGAAGUUCUUAUUUACCUGGAUGUGAGCAAGGCUCUUAAGGAUGGCAUGAAGCUAUAUGUCUCCGAGAAUGGGGUUGUACUCACAGAAGGUUUUCAAGGUGUCGUCCCCCCUGAGUAUUUCAAAGAUAUUGUUCAAUUACCCUUAAGAAAGAAGUGAUUUUAGUAAUCCAGUUAAAACUUCUGGGGAUGUAUGUACAUAGUGCCAUGUGUACCGGUCUCUCUAAGGCGAUGUGCACCGAGGCCAUUGGUUCUUUAGAAUGCACAGGAGAGGCCCGAUGCAUUGGGAUUCCUUCUGAUGAGGAGUUUAGCGGGUUUCCGCCCGUUCUUUGGUUACCUCUAGGAAUUCGUUUCAGCUCAGUAAUCAAUCCAAAUUCUGUGAGGGCAGAGUAUGUUUCGGCAUCAAGUUUUUAGUAGUCACUUAUGAAUGCUGGAUAUCAAGUAGAGAUAGGGACUUGCAGCUGGGGCUUCAGACCUUCACACUCGCAGUCUCGACCGACCGAUAGAUGCGUAACGGUGAGGACUAGAAAUUCUACAGAGAUGGCUACCUCGUGCUAGUGUCUAAACUAUAGAGUGUUUUUGUGCGGAGUAAGUUCUUAAUAGAAGCUACCUGUUUGCAAAGAAUUAUCAAUCUGAGAGUUGAAGCUUGCUGGAUGCUCAUGUGUCCUUGCACGUGAUGGUACGUGGAUAUCAACAUGUGGGAGGCAAGAGCUGAGGUCUCCUCCUUCCAGCCACCGCCAGUGAGCGAGUGAGUAGGCAGCUAAAUUUGUCCCUACAUGUUAGUCCGUUGGCUCGCUGCUUCGGGUAGUAUGGUUGAGUGCAUGUGUGGUAUUUGAAGGAACUAUAUUCUGUAGCUUCUUAUAUGCUUCCAUCCAGAAGUAGGCAGUUCUUUUCUUCCAAGUUGAACCGUUGUAACUCCAUCGCAUCGGACUAGCUCUAGCGUGGCGAGCCAGAGCCUUCUGGGGUCGUAGAAGCGCGAUCUUUUUGGGGGGUUUGUAUUAUUCGCAGAAACUCGAAUAAAGAACACCACGGAGUUAGAACUGUAUCUUA